UUUUAAACACAAGCGCUGUAAAAUGUAGCGCUCCCACCUUAUGUUACAUGACUUUUAAAGCACUUUUUGUGAAAGCGCUGUAAAAUACAUGCGCUUUCAUAUGAUUAAAUGACUUAUUAGAGCACUUUUUAUACAAGCGCUGUAAAAGGCUUGCGCUUUAAAUAAAAAUCAUUCACUUCAAAUAAAUAACUCAUCAACCACUUUAAAUAAAAAUCAACCCUACGAACCCUCAUCUCCUCUACUAUGCGAACCCAGAUUUCCUCUACUGUGCGCCCAUCUACUGCUCCUCCCUUAAAACAAAUUGGAUACGUUGUUUCAGAUAAAUGGAUACCAACAAGGAUUUAGAUCGUCAAAAUGAGGAAGUUGUCAACACUAAGACUUAUGAAAAUGAAGUCAAACGUGGUGCAACCAUCAUGCAAAAUGUCAUAAAAGCAAGGAGUAGUGGCAUAAAAUUUGAGGUUGGAUGGAAUGAGAGUGGCCAACCAAUUGACCCGAACAGUUCCAUGUUUGUAAGUUAUAUUGGAGCUGUUGUCCGUCAGAAUAUCCCUAUCACAAUUGACGAUUGGAGAGAUAAGGCGUUGAAGGAUGCGAAAGAUAUAAUGUGGACUGAUAUACAAACUGCUUUUGCUGUUGACGAGGUGAGAAAGACUUACAUGUUGAGAGUUGCCAGGAAAAUACACCGGGGUUUUAGAUCUCACCUCUCAAAGUGCUAUAUAAAAGAUCGUGAAGGAAAUAUGAAUGAUGAAGCUCCAAAAAUAUAUAAACAUUAUAUAUCAAAUGAAGAAUAGAGCGCAUUUGUAGCAAAACGUUCAGACCCCGCGUUUGUGAAUAUAAGUAAGGCAAAUCGCGAGAGGGCAAAAAAUCCGACGCACCCAUACAAAAAAUCUCGUAUGCGAUAUGCACGUCUAAAGCAGAAAACUUCUACAAGACACCCAAUCCGAUCAACCGUUGGGUCGUCAUAUCUUGUGGA
This is a messenger RNA of Cicer arietinum (chickpea), 970 nucleotides long. NCBI's taxonomy places the organism in Eukaryota, Viridiplantae, Streptophyta, Magnoliopsida, Fabales, Fabaceae. The record is from RefSeq and is a predicted model, not a curated record.